AUGUACUCCCACACCAUCGACGCUCUUCCUGCCUACAACAACGACAUGCCUAUUUUCAACCUCGCCAUGACCCUGAUCUGGNGAGCUGCCGAGCUCCUUCUCUCGCUCGGCUUCAUCACUGCAUUCUCCUUCAUGGUCUGCUAUGGCUUCGGUGCUGCCAUGGACCCUAGAGAGACCACCUUCGAAGACGACUCCGAAUCCGACGUACCUUCAAAAGAGAACACAGCCUCUAUCUUGAUGUCUGCUAUGCUCAGUGGCUUCCACGUCACUUUUGUCUUCUUCGGUCUUCCGCUCUUCGGUCACGCUACCGACUCUUUCGUCAUGCGUCUCAUCUACUCCACCGCCAUCAUUGCCGCCUUGACUACCGCAGUCGCUCUCAGCACGAUUGUCGUCUACCUCGUCGCCCCCGUCGUAUCUUCCUGCUGGAACGGCAUUGCCAGAAUUUUCAGAAAGACUCCUGCACAGGACCAACAAGACAUCGAGGCUCAGCACGAGUCCGAGGCUUUCCUCGACGAGAAGAAGCUUAUUUCCGAGAUCGAGUGA
This is a messenger RNA of Aureobasidium vineae, 543 nucleotides long. Lineage: Eukaryota; Fungi; Ascomycota; Dothideomycetes; Dothideales; Saccotheciaceae. The record is from the annotation of a GenBank genome assembly.